AUGUCGCUGACAAGCUCGAGCCCCGUCACCUGUGCGCAAUCCGCCUCGCUCGCCUCACACACCCUGUCCAUCCUGCCGCUCUCGGCACGCAAUGAUGCCCUGACGGCCAUCCACGCGGCUCUGGUCCAGCAAAAGGCGGAGAUCCUCGCGGCCAACGCGCACGACAUGGCGCUCGCCCAACAGGCUUCGUCCCAAGGGGAGUUGAGCCAGUCGGUGCUGAAGCGUCUCGACCUGGGCCGUAAGGGCAAGUACGACGACAUGCUGAAGGGGAUCUUGGACGUGCGCGACCUGCCGGACCCGAUCGGCAUGGUGGAUCUGCGUACGAGGCUGGAUCGUGGCCUAGAGUUGGAGAGGGUGUCGUGUCCCAUCGGCGUCCUACUCAUCAUCUUCGAGGCGCGGCCCGAGGUCAUCGCCAACAUCGCCGCCCUAGCCAUCAAGUCUGGGAAUGCGGCCAUCCUGAAGGGUGGCAAGGAGAGUACCGCGAGUUUCGAGGCCAUUGCCACAGUCAUCGGCCAGGCCCUGGCUAACACUCAGGUUCCUGCCGCGGCGAUCCAGCUGGUCAAGACCCGGGAUGUCAUCGACGAUCUGCUGGGCUUGGAUCGGUACAUCGAUCUCGUCAUCCCCAGAGGCGGCAAUGAACUGGUCCGAUACGUCAAGAGCCACACAAAGAUCCCAGUCCUGGGCCACGCCGACGGCCUGUGUUCCGUGUACCUGCACAAGGACGCAGAGAAGGACGUGGCCAUCAAGGUGGUGGUGGACGCCAAGUGCGAUUACCCAGCGGCGUGUAACUCGGCAGAGACGCUUCUCGUGCACGAGGCGGUGUUGAAGACGGUGCUGCCCAGUGUGGUGGAAGAGCUCCAGAAGAGGGGCGUGAGGUUACGUUGCGACGAACAGAGCAAGAAAGCAUUGACGGAAGUGCUGAGUCCUGCGAACGCAGCCUUGCUGCAAGACGCGACCGAGGCGGAUUUCACAACGGAGUUUCUCGACCUGAUCAUGGCCGUCAAGACGGUCCCAGGGACGACUCCGUCUUCAAACGGUUUACCGAACGGCCACUCGUCCCCCAAUGGCGGUGGUGAUGCCCCAUACAACGACGACGCAAAUGAUCCUUCUCUGCUCCGGGCCAUCGCGCACAUCAACACCCACUCAUCGCACCACACCGACGCCAUCAUCACGCGCUCCGCCGCCGCGGCCGAGAAGUUCAUGUCCGCGGUGGACUCGGCCGGCGUGUACUGGAACGCCUCCACGCGGUUCGCCGACGGGAUGAGGUACGGCUUCGGCACCGAGGUGGGCAUCAGCACGAACAAGAUCCAUUCGAGAGGCCCCGUGGGUCUGGAGGGCUUGACCAUCUACAAGUACAAGAUCAGGGGGACGGGCCAAGGGGCCGGGGAGUACGGCGAAGGCGAGGGACAGCGGAGGUUUCUGCAUGAGAGGAUUGAGAUAUGA
Fonsecaea erecta is the source of this 1443-nucleotide messenger RNA. Its product is annotated as glutamate-5-semialdehyde dehydrogenase. Lineage: Eukaryota; Fungi; Ascomycota; Eurotiomycetes; Chaetothyriales; Herpotrichiellaceae. Gene Ontology annotation, molecular function: glutamate-5-semialdehyde dehydrogenase (NADP+) activity. The transcript has a single exon. Bases 1 to 1443 code for a protein of 480 amino acids. The record is from RefSeq and is a predicted model, not a curated record.